This is a messenger RNA of Phyllopteryx taeniolatus (common seadragon), 3297 nucleotides long. RefSeq lists its product as uncharacterized. Lineage: Eukaryota; Metazoa; Chordata; Actinopteri; Syngnathiformes; Syngnathidae. The coding region runs from base 171 to 1226 and encodes 351 amino acids. The transcript has 6 exons. The record is from RefSeq and is a predicted model, not a curated record.
ACGUAGGUGGUGACGUUAAGCGAGCUCAGGUGAGGAAGUGGAGCACAGAGGUGGCCAACAAAACAGCAGAAGGCUGAAGUUCCUCUUUGGAAAGCACACGCAGAGAAACUUACAGAGUCAUUUUCACACAGCUGACCGUCACAUCAUCGGACAAAACUACUUGUCGCACAAUGGAAGCCCAGACAGCCCAGCGAUGGCCCAACAACAGUCCUGUGAUUUCAGUGGCGCCCAACGACACGCGGCGUCUUCUGGAAGUUUACGUCAAACGCAGCCUCAGCCUCAACGACGAGUCGCUGGGAAUCAAGUCUCCCGAGCGUAAACUCAAGUGGGUGACCAUCCCCAAAAGGCACCGGAGACAUUCCAGCGACCCUUCCAUUCACUUGGCCGACGGCGUGAACGAAGACGGUGGGUUCUCGUCGCUCGCUACCGUCGACCUUCCCCCGGAGAUACUGCCGGACGACAAGGUCAGCAAGAAGUCCAAGAAGCACAAAAAGCCCUCCUUGUGGAAGAACUUCCUGGAUCUGUUCCCGCGGAGGAGCAGUGAGGAGAAAGACGAGGAGCAGGAGUGUCCGUACGAUGUUCCGGAAGCGUCCGACGAUGACUCGGACCACGUUUCCGUGUGCCUGCCCGCCUCGACGCCGGCCUCCUCGACAAAGAAGAAGUCCUUAAAGAGAAAUGUUUUGAGAAGAAGGUUUUCCAAGAGGCGCCUGUCCCUCAUUAAGUUCAACAAGCGAGAGGAGUUGAACCCGGCGGACAUCACCGUAGUAGAAGCCGUGGUGAGCGUGGAACCGACCAUCUCCUACUAUGAGAAGGUGUCCGAGGAACUGGAGAAGAUUCUCCACGAGGUCAAGGAAAAGGAGGAGGCGGUGACUAUGUCGGAUGAGGAGGUCAUCAACCGGAUCAUUGCUUUGACAAAGGAGCAGGGAGACGCUAUCGACGGCAAGAUUAGAGACAAUUCCACCCUGAGCAACUUCUUCAAGGGGAUGUCGUACUCGUCCUUCCAGAGGCUGGCCGACGCCUACCUGGAAAAGGAGGCGUCGCCCACACUCACCCAGCCCGCCGUCCUGUCCACGGCGCCCGAGCUGGUCAAGUUGGCCUUCACGCUGGACUUCACGGCUCGCGUCGCCGGCCUCUCCCGCCAAAACGUCGGUCACAUCACCGGCCUGGGCAACCGCUAUCUGCAAGACCGAUUUGAGUACAAACAAGCAUGUUCAGAUCAUCCCUGAUGACGGAGGAGGCAAAUCGUGGAAACAUUUCCGGGAGUGAAGUUAAGCUGAGGAUGUGAUGCAAGUUUCCCGUUUGACGUGGUUGUGUUUAAUUAUGCCGGAAGAGCAUAAUUUGCUGACACGGACGCUGUGAGGACAUUCCUCUGUGAACUUCACCGUACGGUAGUUGCUGGAUCUACUAUCGAGGUGGAUUCACGCUGCAAGGUUCUAGUGACACAAUUCAGAUUUUUUUUUUGUGUGUGUCACAAUUAGGAUGGUAGUUUACUGUAAAUGAAAAAAAAAUGAAUCUGGUCUAAAUACACUACAUCAGAGGUGUCUCCAUCUAAAUAAGCUAAAUAAUUGCAGACAUCGGCCAGUGGAGUAAAUGGGGACCCUCAUUUAAAUCAAUUGGGGAAAGAGUCAGUCCAGACCAACAUUAUGCUACAGUAUGUAAUUUUAUAUUUGUAUUAUUGUUUACUUCCAUGUUGACGCUUAUGUAGGUACUUAGGUGCAAUUUGGGCAUGUGCUGGUUGGAAGCAGAGCAGCGGUCAAACAUCAUGUUUUGUUUUCCAUCAAGGGGGCGUUACGACUGAAAAUCAUAAAACUGUAUAAUCACAUAGUAUUAUGGACACACAAUUACCUUUGCAUUUUAUUGCUAUAUUUUUUUUAACAUUGAAUUCAGUUUGACCAAAUAUGUUGGUUGGUGAAAAAAAUGCUUGUAAUAUCUGUAAGAAGGGUAGAAAAAUGGUAAUUUUCAUUUAAAAUGGAAAUAUACAUCUAUUUAGCAAGCAAAAUGAAAUAGUAGAUACUUGAUUCACUUUAGUGGGCCACAAAACUGAUGUGGUGGGCCAAAUCUGUCCCCCAGGCCUAGAGUUUGACACCUACACCUGAACUACAAGUUUUUAAAAAAUAAUCGCAUAUAGGCAGUAAAUCAUAAUUGAACCCUUGGACCUGCAGUGUAAAUACAGUCUUCGUGUAAUAAAUGUGAUGUUUUAUUGAUUUUGUUCAGAAACAACCCGUGCAAUACUGUUUACAGCACCGCCAAUUUCACAACUAGAAAAAUGUCUUAUUUAUUAGAAGUUCAAAUAAGAUGUGACAUGUUGAUUUUAAUGUGAAUGCAGGCAUUCAUCUUGCAAAUAAAAAUGCAGAAUCAACAAAAGCUGUCCUUUUGUUUUUGGAUGUAGAUUAGCGUUUGUUGUGUUAGCCUAGCACAGUAAGCCAAUGGUGGAAAGCCAAACAGGUGCCACACCUUUUGUCAACUUAAUGCGUACAUCUUGACGUCUAAAAAAAAAAAAAAAAAAAACAUGGUGCGACGUGGAAGCAUGCAAAAUGCGCCACGGGAAUGCCAACGUGUUGAGACCUUUUGGAACAUUUGGCGUUGAAUUAUGCAACACGCAGCCUCACCGCACCCCGUCUUUUCCCAACGCUAGCGUGUAAUUAAGAGAUGGAAUGUGGCAGUCUGUCAGCAGCCAAGUGGAAGCGUGCGCUGAUGGAUUCCACCUGAGGAACAGGUUUUCCCCGCAGGCAGGCCAGCACGGGAAACGCCUUAAUGUCGUCCCAUAGCACGGGAUGCUACUUCUUUCAUGGAAACAUAUCUUUACUCAUGACGUGUUUGGAAACUGACUGACAGAUUUUAAGAAAACACUGGACGGAAAAGGAUAGAUGUGCUGUAUAUAGUAGUCAGUAGUCAGUUCACCAUUUCGUAGUGCCGUUCGAAUAUGUAGUGAGUACAGGUUAUCCCCUACGUCGGUGAUUCACCAAGUGCGGUACUAGUACCACGAGUGGUACACGCAAGAAUCACUGCCUAACUGCAGUUCGGUUGUAUUUAACUUUUCUGUACAAUACAUUAGCAUUUAAUCUUUAAGAACUGUUUGUUUUUAAACUUUUAUCAAGGUACGAUUUGUAAAUUUUUGAUUUGCAAUGCAUUUUAAUUCAAUCAUUUAGGUACAGUUUUUUGUCUCCCUAUAUUUCUGUGCAGUGUUAAUGUUCAAACUGCGCAUUGUCAUAAUAUUAAAUGUACCGUAGACUACCAGUCAAAAGUUUUGAAACACUCUCUCGUGCCAUUGAAUAAAGAAAUGUCUCCAGACUUUUG